AUGAGCAAAAAAAGACAGUAUACAAUAACCCUUUUGGCCAAGGGAAUUAUUUCAGAAGAUUUGCAUUACGGUAUAUAUGCACGAAAUUGGUGGGAAUUAUGUAAAUUUGAUAAAACUAACGCUAAUUUGAUACCUUAUCGAUUAUUUAUGUCUGUUAAUUGUUAUCUUAACAAUAAGAACUUUGCAAUAACAGUUCUUAAUAAUGAACAAACACAAAAUCCAUGUUUCAGCUGUGUUUGUGAUGAUAAAGAUUCUGGAGCUCAGCCAUCAGCUUCUGUAGCAAUUAAUGAAACGUAUAACCAAAAUUUUGGUAAUAAAACAAAAUAUUCAGGAUUAGCUGUUAUGGGGUUUGAAAAUGAAUCAAUUAUUCAUGAGUUAAUAGCAGAUGUUCAAUUUAUUCCAAUAUUUAUUCAUUUAGAUAAAAUAUUAAUUGUGGUCAGUAAAAUUGGUAUUUCAUCUUGUGAAGAAUAUUAUGGUGCUGGUCAAGGAUAUCUUUCUACACUUAUAACGAAAUAUAAUGGUAAACAAUCACUUUUUAUACAAUCUAUACUAGAAGAUGAAUGUAGUUUGGACAUUUAUUAUGAAGGUAUUAAAUUAUACAAUAAUAAGGAUACUACGCCUAAUAAAAUUUGGGAGACUAUUGGCAUUCUCAGAAAAUAUGAUGGAGUGACUUUAUUUGGAAUCACUAAUUCAUACGUUCAACAAAAAUUGGAAGAAUUGAAAAAGAAUAAUAAUAUAAUUACUUGUACGAGUGAUAAUUGGGAAAAUAUUGAUUUACUGAAUCUUAUAUUUGAACAAAAUAUAAAAAAACAAAAAGAAUUAGGUGCAUGGCGAGCAAUGCUUCGUGCCUCUGGUUGUAUUAAUAUCACCUCAUUUUCAAAAAAAUGGCAUAUAAUUGAAUUUUGGAUAAAGGCACCAGAUUCUUCACCUGAUAGGGAAAAUCUAGCGAAACUUUUUAAAUCAGGAAUGCUAGUAGUGAUAGAAAAGAAAUCUAACCCUGAUAAUGAAAAUAAAACACUUUGGAAAAGUUUACAAAAAGCUUUAGAAAAAAAUAAAAGAGGAGAUGAUGGAAAAGUAGGAAAUGAUACAAUUAAUUCCACACGAAAACAUGCAAAACUUAAUGGACCAGGAGCACCAAGCCUAAUAAAACCAAGAAGAAUUGUUAAACAAAUGUCUGAAAUUAAAGAAAAACAAUUUCUAAUAUUUUUUCAGGAUCGAAGUAUAGUUGAACAAAGUUCUUACAAAGUGGAUAAAAAUGGAUUGCCAAUAUUAUAUAUGAGUGAUCAAAAAACUAAACUGUGGAAAAAAUUUGAAGAAACUUUUCCUAAUGGUAUGAAAAAGACAUCAUUUAUGGGCCGAUUAGCAAACUGUAGUAAUAUCAAAUAUAGAGAUGAUAUGGGUGAACUUUGUCUCACCUGUAAUGAGUAUGGCUAUACUACAUUUGAAUCUUUAAUAGCUAUUGCACGCAAUACAUUUUCACAAAAAGAUCAAUUAGAUAAUAUAUUGCGAAAAAUUGAUGCUUUAAAGCGCCAUAUGCGUUAUGGUUAUGAAAGAGAAUUAGUGGUUGAUGCUGAUGGUACAACAAAACAUAAUCCCAUUGUUUGCCAUAUGCCUUUGGAAAAUGUUCUGAAAAACAUAAUUCAUGGUGCUUAG
Messenger RNA from Rhizophagus irregularis DAOM 181602=DAOM 197198, 1653 nucleotides. NCBI's taxonomy places the organism in Eukaryota, Fungi, Glomeromycota, Glomeromycetes, Glomerales, Glomeraceae. The record is from RefSeq and is a predicted model, not a curated record.